Effrenium voratum is the source of this 744-nucleotide messenger RNA. Lineage: Eukaryota; Dinophyceae; Suessiales; Symbiodiniaceae. The record is from the annotation of a GenBank genome assembly.
AUGGAGCUCGACCAUGUGGAGACCAGAUCCAAAUCCCUUUUGCCGAACGAGCAGACAGGCUCUCCACAGGCUCAGGCUCCGGCUCCGCAGGCCGCUGCUAGCCCCGAAAAGGAGGCUCCGCAAGAACCCAAUGGUGACGACGGCGGCGCUGUCCCACCUUCGCCCACCCCGCCGGAGUCACAGCGGCCAGCCUCACGACCACCAAGGGUCACUUCGGUCAAGAUCGCCGCCGGGGGUUCCAUCGACCGAAUCGAGUUCAGCUACUCCGAUGGCUCGAAAUGGUCGCUGGGAGGACCUGGCGGCCACAAGGGCAUCCCGCCGCUCAUCCUGGCCGAAGACGAAUACCUCGAGGAGGUACGGCAUGAAGGUCUUCCUCAGUGGUGGUAUGUGGGCUGCUCUGUGGAGUUCCGCACCAACAAGGGCAAGAUCUUUCGGCAUGUGGCGGGCUGGGGAAGUGGAGAGGAUGAGGACAUGAUUUCCCUGAAGGCGGCGCCCGGCAAGUGCAUCCACCGGCUGCGGCUGCAAGACGGGCAGUUGCGAGGCAUUGUGGAGGCGGAGUGCCAUGUGCCUGAGGGAACAGAGCUGGAGAUGUUCAUGACCUAUUGGGUUCAGCCCCAGGAGGAGCGCGCGUCCAAAGAGGUGCGCUGCCCCAAGGGCCAUGUGAUGCGCCAGGACCGGGACGGCCCACAUCUGCGACGAGUGCUCGCGGCGGGGCACCGCCGCGCGGUGUGGCGGCGGCUGUGA